GGUAGACUUGAACCCAGCCAUCUGCAGUAGCCUUUAAUAUAAAUGAGUUGCCUUCUCAACCAGGUGAGAUGUAACAACACCCACAGGGGAAAAGGGAAGCUGCUUUUUAAGCCUAUUGUAACAUGAAAAUUGAUUAAAAAUCAUCAGUGAUUCCAGUGGAGUAUCAGUGUAAGCAUAACACACGAUUUCCUAGUAUUUGUAGAUAAUUAGAUUAUUUUCCGGUUAUUAAUUUGCACUGCUGAAAAACUGCUGUGAUGAUCAAAGAGUGAAUAAAUUUAACUAGCUGGGGUCUGGAUCGUCAGCUUUGUGAGUUCAGUCAAAGUUUAAAAAAAUCAAAUGUGGUCAAGUAUUUGUUUUGUUCUGGGGGGAGAGUUUCCAUUUUUCGUAAAUGGAAGAUUUCAAAUGUGUGUAUUGCUCCCUUUACAGAACAGAACAAACUGCCUGUAACUGGAGUGAAAAGGGAAGGAGACACCAGUGCACAACUGAGCUACAGGAACACCAAGUCUGGGAAACUGAUGCCUCACAGGUGUUCUGGGAAUCCAUCCUACUCGUUGUACAUCCUACAUGCGCACAACACCAAAUUAAGUAGCAAACGGUCCUACCUUUAUGAAUAUUAGCUAGAAAAAUACUCUGACGGGUAAAAUGAAGUGCCAAACAAUGCUACCUUUGUGAAUGUUACCUACAAGCAUACUUUAACGGGUAAAAUGAAGUGGCAAACCGUCCAGGCUUUAUGAAUAUGAGCUACAAGCAUACUCUGAUGGGCAAAGCUAAGUGGCAAACCAUCAUAUCCCACUUAAAUUUGUGCUGGAAUUACUCUGUGACAGUAGAAAUGUGCAUAAACUACUUACGGUAGGACUUUUUGCCAAAAUAGGAUGGUUUGUCAGAACACCGGCACUGAAGAGGCAGCAGCAGUGAAUUACAUCUCUGCUGGUUUGGGAAGGGAGUAGUACACACUAAUGAAUGAAAACUUCACUUAAAAAAGUCCCCAUGAGAUGGCUCAUAUUUCUUAGAGAAAAAUAAUUCUGAUGAAUAACUUAAGUGAGCAUGCAAAGACCAGAACCAUGUAAGUAGCGCAUAAGGCUAAUAUGAUCAAUAAGACAAUUAACUCAGCGAACUUGGGCAAUGAGACGUGUAGUUGUAACCUACAUGAGGCCUUUUGUAGAGAUAAAAUAAAUAAAAGGUGCUUUUUGCUUCAUAAAAUAACAUUUAUUUGGAGUGGUGGAGUAGGUCAGUAUCCCUUUAAAAAUGCAUAUGUAUGCCCUAAGAUGUCAACUAUUUGUUUUAAAUGACUGAGCUGAGCAGACUACACUGUGAGUUGUGUCCAAGAAGGAGCAUGGCUUUAAAGAAAACGUGGAAAUGUGCUCAUUAUGCCUAAACUGCAGUGACAUUUAAGGUGCAGACUUGGUGGACCUGUCUGUGGAAAAUCCCAGUAGAAACAAAGAGUAAAGUGAAAAUCCCUUUGGUGUUCUGUAAUUGCGCUAAAUGUCAGAAAACGGACGGCAAACUGUGUCUUUGAAUGUGAAACCUGUCCUUAAUGAAGCAGCUCAUUUAGCGCGCUUUGAGCCAUAAAAGGCAGUGGAGGAAUGAAUGGUCCUUUUGAGAACAGCCGGCAAGCCUCACAACAUUGCCGCCUCUAACACAUAAAUAUAAAGGUAUAUUUCUGAAAGAGAGAUUGUGAAGAUCAGUAGUACUCUGGGCCUAUUUAUGGGCGGCCAUGUGCGGGAAUGCCACACUGAGUGGGGAUGAUGUGAAUGGUUUUAGAUGUUGCCUCCUGCGGUGCCUUGUUGUAUCCAGGAGCCGGGCCCUGGAAUGCGGAGACCUGUGGUCACAGCGAUUCAGACUGCUCACAAAAGACAGUUGGGAUGCUAUUAUUAGUGCCACCAUCCAUGUAUACCUCUACCAGUCUGCAAUGUCAAAAACCCUCCUUUGUUUCUCUAAUCCCAGCAUAUCUUCUAUGCUGCAGAGAUGCAAACUCUGAAUGUGUCCGAUAUCCAGCUUUAAUACGUAUAAAAGUUAUUAUAGAGAUUUGUGGCUCUGCUUUUCUCUCUUGAAUUCGCAUCAUUCAGUCGUGACUGCUGUGUUUCAUCAGGGCUGUCAGCAGGAGGGAUGAUGUUUUAAGACUGAGUCAUGAUAUGCGAGCCUUGCUCAUCUUUAAAUACUCUCGGAAGUCGUUCAGGUAGUAGUCAUUGGAAGUUGUCGCAAUAAAUUUAUAAAGAAGAGGAAGUCCUCGCAGCUUUCAUACUCAGCUGCCAAGUGGCCCAAAGUCUCAUUAUCCUGUAGAUCAUCGUGGUGUUAAAGAAAAGGGGGGAUCAAAGGCUCAAGGUCUGGCCCCCAAACACUCCUCCCCCACAUUUAGCGCACACCACCUGGGGAGCUGGGAAUGACGAUUAUGUUUGCUUGUUCUUUGUUCUGAAAUAAAACCGUUAAAGUCCAGAAUUCAUUACAUUCACAUUUAUAUUUGAGUGCAGAAAAAAGGAGAGAGAGAGAGAGCGCUGAAACCCGGCCACUUUCUCCUCCUCAUCCAUCCUUCAUGCCUGCGCUCUCUGCUCGGGGCUGAGGGGAAGAUCUCGUAGAUCCGGACGGAGAGAAGCCCCUCCCCGCAGAUCACUGCACUCCUCGAUGGUCCUUUUAACUUCAUUGCUGGAGCAGAAGCAACGCCCCGAAGGAUCAAACACCCCCUCUGAUCAGCACGACCCUCACUUUUGUUCUCAUGGAAAUCUGAGCCAGCCUCCCGGCCACACUGCAUAGAUCCAAAGUUAAAGGCGCAUUCCCGGCCGGGACAGCUCGUGAUCAUAAUGUUUCGGUGGAGCUGAUCGUUUCUCCCCGUGUGCGUGUAUUCUUUGUCGCUGUUUCUUGCCGCCGCUCUCUAACCGGACACUUUUUUGUUUUCCUUUCCAACAUGCUGGAUUUGACGCAGCGCAUUGUUUUCUGCGCGCUCCUCGCCUCCGUUUACGCGUCUUGCCCUCCGCGCUGCGAGUGCUCAGAGGCGGCUCACACCGUGAAGUGUGUCUCCAAAGACCUGCAGAGUAUCCCGACUGGGAUCCCGGGAUACACGAGGAAUCUGUUUAUAACGGGGAAUCAGAUCAGCCGGCUCGGUCCGGAGUCGUUCAAAGGGUUGGAGAAUGUUACCAACCUAUCUCUGAGCAAUAACAGAAUUUCUGAAGUGGAAUCCCUCACCUUCAAAGGACUGCACAGCCUUCGCUCUCUGGAUCUGAGCAACAACCAGCUGGCUGUUAUUUAUCCCGAGGCCUUCGCCGUCCUGAACCAGUCUCUGCGGGAGCUCAACCUGAGCCGAGCCCUCUACAACCACUCUGCGGUGACCAACUUGAGCACGGCUCUCCGCUGGAGCUCUCUGGAGACCCUGAGAGGACUGGACCUGUCGGACAACAGUCUCAUCUUUUUGCCCCCUCGCAUUUUCUCCUACCUGAGCAGCUUGCGGAGGCUCCAGCUUUCCAACAACUCCCUGGUGGCCAUCCAGAACUCCACCCUCUCGGGUUUAGAGCAGCUGGAGGUGCUCGACCUGACGCUCAAUGCCCUCAAGACGCUGUCAGAGGAGGGCCUCCAAGAGCUGGACUCCUUGCCCAGAGCUGCUCUCCUGCUGGGAGAGAACCCGUUCACGUGCACAUGUGGAAUUGAACCUUUUGCACAGUGGCUCAACAGGUCACAGAAUCGCAUAAGAGACGUCGAGAGCCUCACAUGCGCCUUCCCGGCCAGCAUGAGAAACACGUCCUUGCUUGCCAUGGGGACGAUGACUCUGGGAUGCCACGAAAGAGAUGCUGCGGCAGACCUCGCUCUGCAGACCUCUUAUGUCUUCUUGGGUAUAGUCCUGGGCUUCAUCGGCCUCAUCUUCCUCUUUGUACUCUACCUCAACCGCAAAGGCAUCAAGAAGCGCAUCUAUGACAUGCGAGACGCCUGCAGGGAGGUGUGGGAAGGCUACCAUUACCGCUUCGAAAUGGACUCUGACCCCAGGUUAUCACAAGUCUCCAACAGCGCUGAUGUGUGAGAGGACAUUUUGCUGUAUUUUCUGAUGAGACAGACUUUCUCACCCCCACACACAUGUAUCAGUAGAAAAGUGUAAAAAAUGUACAGAUGUGUAAAUAUAUACAAAGCAACAUGUUCAGAGCCUUUGAGCCAUGGUGACUGAAGCAUGCACUGCCCAUCUCUCCCCAUUUAAGCUGAACUAUCGCUAUUCCUUUGCUGUCCCGAGUGGGCACGAUUGUUCCAAAAAGACUAUGCUGGCUGACUUUUCUUAUAUCUGCUCCUGCUCUUUAUGUACUCCACAAAAGUAACAGCAAGUGCCUAAAGUCAGGUAUUGUUUCCCACAUGGCACAGUCAUUCAGUAUUUAGCUGUUUGAAAAGAAGCAACAAAACGCUGCCAUACAAACUCAACACUAUUAAAACAAACCUCUGGGAAUUUAAAGCACAAUCACUCAUUCAUCUUUAAACCAUUUCACCCCCACCUCCUCCCUCCCAGGGUGCUGGAGGGGAAUUAAACCACCAGAAAGCUUUUCCAAAUGCUCUCCUUUAAAAAAAAAAUAUCACCGCUCUGCUCCUCUUUGGCAGUCGGAUGAGAGGGAGGGGUGGACAAUCCAGCGCAGACCAGCGGAAAUCUUCCGGCCCCCUUUUUCUGCUAUUUUUUUUUUUCAAUGAAAUGUCGCUUUGUGUCAAUUCCUUGAGUUUUAUUGUCAAAAUGAUGAGAACCAGUCCCCAGGCCCGAGGCCGCUGAAAGCAGUCUCCCUCCCUCUCUCCCUCCCUAAAGACAACAGGCUGCUCUGGAGGCUCUUUGAAAGAAAAGUCUGGCUCUCCACAUUUUUCUGUUUAAGGGAUUUUUUUUUCUGUCUUUCCGAUGAUAAGAUACAGAUGAUUCUGAAACACCAGCUACAUUGUUUCAUUCAGCAGUUUGCUCUGACCAGUUAAGGGCAUUAAAUCUUGUGAAAAGGAUGAAAGAAUAUGCUCUUGGCUUUUAGUUUUUCAUUUCGAGAGAAGUGUCCUUUUAGGGGAAGUUGUUUUUCCAAUAAUUCUUCGUUCACCUCUUUAACAUCCAGAAGGUCACCAGUAACCAUCUAGGGUCAGGGGUAGGUUUAUGGUUACUUUACCACCACCCCCCACAAACCCUGGGCUCAAACCCUACCCCUGACACUUAGGUGGACUGCUGAUGAUGCGGUGGGGGGGGUUAGAAAUUAAACAUAAAUGUGCAUGCAUCUCAAUCCAGCAUGGUCAAAAUAAAUCAAAAUGUAUCCUUACAGCAUAUUUAUUUCAGCCAUUCUCGACUUUAUAGAAGACAAAAGCGCUUCUCUCAGGCCUUCUGAGGCUCCAAAUUGAUACAAACACACACAGAGCGGAUGGCAAGCUGCCAUUCAUCAGUUUGUUUAUUACCCACAUUUCUAGCUGUCUGUGGGGCAAAGGAGGCCUGGAGUUAAGUGAAACAGCCUCGCCUUUGUUUGAUGCCAAAGUAGCAUCUUCAUCCCAUCAAGAUGUUCUCCAUACUCCCCUGAUAGCGGCCCAGAAGCGUUUAUAACCUGGAACCAGUUCACUGCAUGUGGAAUGACAAAGCAUUAGAAAGUUGUACAUGUCUACUGUCAUUUAGCCCAAAUGUAAUCUUGUGCGUUAUGCAAACAGCAGAAAUGAACGUACUGUUAAUGUCCGGACCAAACUCCCGAGGUAUCAUUUCUCCCGAGCUGCGGCACCACAUUAAGCCGGGCAUUUACUCGGCGAGGAGAAAACAAUUGAGGCUCGUACGCCGUGCACAAAGGGACGGCUCGGGUGGCGAGACGCCUCAAAUGAGCUUUGUUUUCCGGCGCUGAAAAGACGCCUUGUUGACACUCAUUCUGUUUCUGUUUUCACAGACGGCCAUUAUGCUGUCACGUAAUAGGAUUCACUCACGAUGACAAAGUCGAGCGCUCUGAUCCAGCUAUUGUUCAAGUGUCAUCAUUCCUAAUAAUCUCCUCCUGGGGGGAAAAUCCCGGGAAAAGUUUUCAUUUGGCAUUACGCAACGUGUCACAACCGGGGCAUUAAGCCGGCCACGGGUCAUUGGUGUCAAUUUGCAAGACAGAGAGAAGAAGAAUGAUUCCCUGCAUGUCAUUACUUCUGUUUUCACUCAUUAAAGUGUGGAUUUGAA
This is a messenger RNA of Oreochromis niloticus (Nile tilapia), 6118 nucleotides long. RefSeq names its product trophoblast glycoprotein 1b (gene tpbg1b). Lineage: Eukaryota; Metazoa; Chordata; Actinopteri; Cichliformes; Cichlidae. Gene Ontology annotation, biological process: negative regulation of canonical Wnt signaling pathway. The transcript is spliced from 2 exons. The coding region runs from base 2900 to 4003 and encodes 367 amino acids. Gene Ontology annotation, molecular function: protein binding. Gene Ontology annotation, cellular component: plasma membrane. The record is from RefSeq and is a predicted model, not a curated record.